AUGGCGGAUAGCGAAUACAAAAAAGUUCCAAUCGUAGAAAACGGCAAAGAUCAGGAUUUAGACGAAGAAUUCACCACAUAUGGUUAUGGUGUGCGACAUAUACAGGCCGUACUGGUUUUCCUUUGCCUGACCUUGGGCUAUGCCACUCGAGCUCAUUUAGGAGUCACCAUCGUUGCUAUGACAAAAGUUAACAGUGAGCAGACUAAUACAGAACAUUCUUCAUUAUAUGAAAGUACAACGCUUACAAAUUUGGUUAGCUCUGAAAGUUUUCAGAAUUUUACUUCAAGUAAUGAUGAAAAUUCUACAAUAAUUUAUGAAACAGUUACUAGCAGCGUUCAUACUACUUUCGAUUGGCCUAAAUCUGUUCAAGAAAUAGUUCUUGGGGGCUUUUUCCUCGGGUAUAGUGUCAUGAUGUUCCCUAUGGGUAUCGUAAGUCAACGAUGGGGAGGAAAAAUACCCCUACAAGUAGCUAUGGCUUUAAAUGCUAUACUAUCUUUUUUUUCUCCAUGGCUUAUUGCUUGGGGUGAUUGGAAAGUGUUAUGCGCUAUACGAGUGAUCCAAGGGUUUUCCCAAGCUGGUUUAUAUCCAAGCAUUAUGAGAUUUGUAGCUAAUUGGAUACCUCUAAGUGAACGAGCCAGCCUCUCUGCCUAUAUUUACACAGGAUCAUUAUUUGGCACAGUAGUGGCAUUCCAAUUAGCAGGUAUCCUCGCUUUUAGUCAAUUUGGGUGGCCUUCAACAUUCUGGGCGCUGGGUAUUGGGUGCUUCAUAGUAUUCGUUUUAAUCACUGUCUUUGGAGCCACCACGCCUCUCGAGCAUAAAUUUAUUUCUGAAGCAGAAAAGAAGUUUAUUAUGGGAAAACUUAAAAAUGACUGUGAAAAUAAAGGUAAAAUACCAUGGAAGUCGAUAUUUACAUCAGUACCAGCUUGGGCAACUUUUAGCACUCAUAUAGGUAGCGCAACGUGCUUCACAUUUAUGUUUGUACAAGUUCCUACUUAUAUGAGUUCUAUAUUAAAACUCAAUAUUAGAAAUAGCGGCAUAUUGUCGUCCCUGCCAUACAUAGCAGCAUUCUCUACAUCGAUAGCUUUCGGUUUUUUCUCUGACUUCUUCACUAACAGAAAAAUGAUUAGUGUGAAGAAUGCUAGAAGAAUAUCAAAUUCAAUUUCAUGUUGUGGACCAGCCCUGUGCCUUGCGUUGGUCUCCUAUACCACUAACACUGCUGUGGCUGUAGUGUGUUUUAUUGUGUCCAUGGCUGCAAAUGCUGCAUUACAUACUGGUUGGAUGGUAAACUAUGUGGAUUUGUCGCCUAAUUAUGGCGGCGCGCUUAUGGCGACAGGGAAUACCCUAUCCGGCUUAUUUUUUGUAUUCUUACCCGUAGUGGUCUCAAACAUUGUUACUGAUGUGACGAAUGUCUACCAAUGGAGGAUCAUAAUGUUCUUAAUGGCUGGUAUGACUACACUAUGUAAUCUCAUCUUUGUAACUUUCAUGUCUGCUGAUGUUCAGCCUUGGAACGAUUCGGAAUAUUCAAAAGCAGAACCUGAAGAAUUGAAGUUAAAGCCUGAGGAGAAAAGUGAAAAAGGCGACAUUUUGAAGGAA
This is a messenger RNA of Brenthis ino (lesser marbled fritillary), 1593 nucleotides long. Lineage: Eukaryota; Metazoa; Arthropoda; Insecta; Lepidoptera; Nymphalidae. The record is from the annotation of a GenBank genome assembly.